ACGCCUGCCCACCCGGAGCGUGCAGCUGACGCUGCGGGGACGUGUCCCCGCCUCGCUGGACCUCGGAUGCUGGGGACGUUUUACCUGCCGCCGCUAUGUGCCGGAGCCUGUGCGCUGUUACAAGUGCCAGGCCUUCGGCCACAGGCAGCGGCAGUGUACCAGGACGGAAGAGCUGUGCGGCGUGUGCAGCAGGGACCACGCCACGAGGGACUGCGUUCGCCGUCUUCGCGAAGGUGUGGCGCGCCCGGUGGCUGUGUGCCCGAACUGCAGUUCCGGGCACCAUGCCUGGAACCGCAGGUGCCCCGCUCGGCUCUGCAGAAUCCCGGGUGCCAAGCUGCGGAGGACGACGUCUUCGGCGGACCCGGCAGCAGCGCGGCCUAUGCAGCCGCCCACGGAGGAGAGGACGACACCCCACGGAGAAGAACGGAAGAGGAGGCGCCGCAGACGGAGGAGGAAGCCGGGACCCACGGAGCAGAGCGUCCCGACACCAAAGUCUCCCGCUAGGGAGAUGGAGGUGGACCCACCACGUCUGACGAGGACGGAGACGGCAGCGGUGACCGCUGAGGUGACACCCCCAGCUGUGUCCCCGGAGGUACCCGCCAGCAAGAAAAAGAGGACCAGGGACCAGACACCUGAGACGAGGGACGCGCCGACGACUACGGAGGAGCCAGCACCCCGCGAGGCCCCCAGUAGCUGCCAGGCGACCCAGACCCCACGGAUCUACACCUUCAGUGAGGGCGAGCUGGUGGAUCUUCUGAUCCGCUACGAGCACCUCACUGAGCAAGAGGAGGAGGCCAGGUUCGAGAGGAUCCCGCACGAGACAGCCCUCCCCCUAGUGAGGAGGACACUCCGUGAAGGGAAGCCGCUCCCUGCCUCCAUCUGCACGGCCCGCCCACUGGGUAACCCCCCACGCCACUUCGAUCAUAAGCAGGAGGUUGAGUGGGCGACGUAUGAGGAAGAAGACGUCUCGGAGGAUGAGGUCGACGUCGGAGGCGUGGACGAAGACCUCUUCCUGAAUGCAGACAGAGACCUCACCGACGAAGAGCUCGCAAGCUACUACGCCGGUGACCAGUGAAUAAUAUGACAUUUUCCCCUGUGUAUUUGUGAACAUUUGUAUCCUGUGUAACCUAUGUACUGUACAUCGGGCAGGCUGUUUAUUGAGAGCCUGCUUUGAUAACCGAUUAUUUUUGUAAUUUUCAUGUUUAUUUUUAUUAUUAUGUCUUAUGUAAAAGUUAUCAAUAAACUAUUAAAGCAUUAAAGCAAGCAACACUCACGGCACAGUUCCGGCGCAGACAGCAGUGAGUGCAGACCCUCUCUCCUCACUGCUGCUCUCCCUGACUUGCC
Messenger RNA from Eriocheir sinensis (Chinese mitten crab), 1344 nucleotides. RefSeq lists its product as uncharacterized. The record is from RefSeq and is a predicted model, not a curated record. Lineage: Eukaryota; Metazoa; Arthropoda; Malacostraca; Decapoda; Varunidae. Bases 380 to 1075 code for a protein of 231 amino acids. The transcript has 3 exons.